Lodderomyces jiufengensis is the source of this 993-nucleotide messenger RNA. It is a transcript of the gene BET2, whose product is annotated as Rab geranylgeranyltransferase. Gene Ontology annotation, molecular function: Rab geranylgeranyltransferase activity. The record is from RefSeq and is a predicted model, not a curated record. Gene Ontology annotation, biological process: protein geranylgeranylation. NCBI's taxonomy places the organism in Eukaryota, Fungi, Ascomycota, Pichiomycetes, Serinales, Debaryomycetaceae. Gene Ontology annotation, cellular component: Rab-protein geranylgeranyltransferase complex. Bases 1 to 993 code for a protein of 330 amino acids. The transcript has a single exon.
AUGUCUUCAGAAUCAAACAAUCUACCUCCAUUUGUGAGAGACAAACAUGUAAACUUUAUAAUUGAGCAAGAAUCGAAUCGAUCUUAUGAAUAUUGGUUAAGUGAACAUUUAAGAAUGAAUGGAUUAUAUUGGGGUACUACAACAUUAUUAACGAUGAAACAAUUGAAUGAUCAAACAUUACCUCAAAAUAAAGUAAUUGAAUAUGUUAUGAGUUGUUGGGACUCAGAAUCAGGUGCGUUUGGCUCAUUUCCAAAUCAUGAUGCACAUAUACUAUCAACAUUAUCAGCUUUACAAAUAUUAAAAUAUUAUAAUUAUGAUUUGAGUCCCUUGACAAUAGAUCAAAAACAAAAAAUAGUAAAAUUUAUAAAAAGUUUACAGUUAAGAAAUGGAAGUUUUCAAGGUGAUAAAUUUGGAGAAAUAGAUACAAGAUUUACAUAUACUGCCAUAUCAGCAUUAUCAUUACUAGAUGAAUUAACUAAAGAAAUCACAGGACCAGCCACAAAAUUUAUACUAGAUUGUUAUAACUUUGAUGGAGGAUUUGGUUUAGUACCUGGGUCGGAAUCUCAUGCUGCACAAGUAUUUGUUUGUGUUGGAGCAUUAGCAAUAAUGGAUGAAUUAUCAAGAUUAGAUGAUUUGAAAAUAAGUAAUUGGUUAAGUGAAAGACAAGUUUUACCAUCUGGUGGAUUCAAUGGUAGACCUGAAAAAUUGCCUGAUGUCUGUUAUAGUUGGUGGGUCUUGUCAUCAUUAUCAAUAUUAGGUAAAAAAAAUUGGGUGGACUUGGAUAAAUUGGAAAAAUUUAUACUAACAUGUCAAGAUUUUGAAAUAGGUGGUAUAAGUGAUAGACCAGAUAAUCAAACUGAUAUUUAUCAUACAUGUUUUGGAAUUGCUGGGUUGAGUUUAAUUGAUUUCGAAAAAUACAAAUUUGAUGAAAUUGAUCCCAUUUAUUGUAUGCCAAAAAGGAUUACAAAAGAUUUUAAAAAAUGGAAAUCAUGA